Molecule: messenger RNA, 841 nt
Organism: Fomitopsis serialis
Lineage: Eukaryota; Fungi; Basidiomycota; Agaricomycetes; Polyporales; Fomitopsidaceae
Exons: 3
Coding region: 15-653 (212 amino acids)
Source: RefSeq, a predicted model, not a curated record
GCCCGACUUCCACCAUGGCGAUAACACCACCGCCAGACAUCAGGCAACUACUCGGUGCUCACCCACACUCGAAGGAACUCACAGAUCACGUAUCAUCUUUGGCUACACUGAUCUCGAAACCAUCGACUGCCCCCGAAGUAAAGUCUUACUCCGACGCGAUCUAUUUCAACUACUUCGCGCUUGGGCUAAGCUUACUCUUCAAGCCUAUCAAUGGCUACAAGCCGAAGGGUGGGCUGAAGCAGGAGGAACUGCGCGACGCGGACCUCGUACUUGACAGCAUCGACAUCUACAAUGUCAUCAAGUCCUCGAAGCCGGGGACUGCGAAGCCAUUCGCCGCGUACCCCAUGUCCCCGCUUGUGCUCACUCUGUCAUCUCAGCCUCUCGAGAAGGACGCGAAGCCGCGGCCUUCUCACUUCGAAGUCAAGCCUGAGACAACGGGCAAAGAUUUCGUGGCCUGUCUGGGCGAGCCAGACCGCAAGGGCGGUGGCGCAGGGCCGUCCUCCGGAUCGAUAGGAAUAUGGUGUGAAUGGUCGAAGGACGGUGUCAUGGUCGAAUUUGGUGGCGAGGAGAGCAGAGGCCCCCAGGCUUGGGAAAGAGGGAAGGAUGCGGUCUGGAAGGUCCUCUCGGUAUUCCCGCGUGGUGACUCUACUUGACAAGAUUGGACGAAGUGUGACGUAUAUCCAAAUCCAACGUACUAAACAUAGCAGAGUCCAUGUCCGAGCAAACGGCGUUUACACCGUCCCCUCUAUCGCAGGGUAAUCUUCUCUUCGUUCGGACCCUGAAAGAAUACGUGUCUCACGUAUCUCUUCUCGCCAUUGAUCAUUUCAAAGCCCCAAGUCUG